Messenger RNA from Fusarium tjaetaba, 1971 nucleotides. RefSeq lists its product as uncharacterized. The record is from RefSeq and is a predicted model, not a curated record. The transcript has 7 exons. Bases 1 to 1971 code for a protein of 656 amino acids. NCBI's taxonomy places the organism in Eukaryota, Fungi, Ascomycota, Sordariomycetes, Hypocreales, Nectriaceae.
AUGCCGCCUUUACUCGUACCAUACAAUGAUGCCAUGCGUCUGGGCAUGGGGUUCAAUUCGUACACCCAGACAAUGUGCAUCGACAGCGCCGUCGACGCUACGGACGAGACCAUGAUAACUUCAGAGACACUCCCACCGAAAAUCACGUCUUCGACUAGGCUCUUUGAACGGGUGUCCGAAGUCGUCGACACGAUGGAUAUUUCGCGCGCUGCAACCAUCACGACUGGCGAGAUGGAAGUCCACGGACACACAAAAGCACUCAACGAUGCUGAAAUCGACGAUGCCGAUAUCAAUCUGAUGGUGUCAGUGCGGGUGAUGAGCGAAAUCACCAGCCUGAAAGGCUCUGCCAGAUUCCUUCCAAUCGAUGGCAUGGAGGCUGGAUCGGCUAGAUUCAACGAGACAUUCGGAGAUUCCUAUAUCUCUGGCUUCAUAACUGGCGGGCUCCUCACCAGUAUCAUUUCCUUCGUCAGCUCUGACCCGGAUCGCAAGGAUAAGCUGAUUGAAGCUGUCAAGAAGGGUUUAACCGAGUCUACCAUGGACUUGGAGAAUGUUUGCAAGGAAUUUGCGAUCACAUCUGUCGUCCAGGGCGUGGAGGUCGAAGACGUAAAUCGCGCUGCAGACGUACCGUCUAUUCUGAGAAUAGCCCGCGAAUUUCCUAGUGUUGUUUCUCAAGAUCCUCAGAAUACUUGGGCAAUACUUACCAAGUACAAGGCAAAUCGUAGCUUCAAUGAGUGGUCAGCUUAUCAGAUCAUGAAGCCGCUCGAUUAUGACAGUGUUGCGCCGUACACCUCUAAGCUCUUUGACACUUAUAUCCAGUACAGCCACUUGUCAAAAAAGGUCCAGGAUAUCAUCUCUGAACGAGAUCAGUAUUCCCAAGUCGACAAACCUAGGGCUAUUCCGGUUGAACUUAACGCUCUCCUGGCUACACGCAGUGCGCUUGGCAAAGAAAUAAGCAAGAUUGUUGCGGUGGUGAAUACUUUGACACGACACCCGGAGCUUCUGCCCAAGAUCGACCUUCUCAACGCGAAUAUCAAGCACAACCUCGUGCAAAAUAUCGUCAACGAAACCCUUUCGGAUUCUUCUCGAAAUAUUUCGCAACAAGCGUCCACGGUGCAAAAAGAUUCUUUCCUGUCUUCUUUUGCGGACUACGCACCGAGCGAUUCGAGCAGCGACGUCGAUGACCUUCGUACACCUUGCUCUUCUGAUUUGGAUACUUCCAGCAUCAGUACUAGAACCCUUGUGUUCCGAGAUGAAACAGUGCCCUCCACUGAUCUCGUGUUGGUCCCCCCUGAAGUUUGGGCGGACUUACUACCUGUGAAGAAUGACGCUUCGACCAGUCUCGUCAACCAGCCAGCCAAGGCCGCUCCAGCACCCACCGUCAAGUACAAAGAGCUCAAGAUUCUUGCUGCGGUAUGCGGAACCUAUGACGUGACUGCUAAGCUCCAGAAAUUGGUGAGGCCCGGAGAAAACGGAGAUCGGCUGGUCAUCCCCUUGGAAGACCUCAAAACGCUUGAGAAAAGCGAUUGCCGUAGGGAAUUGGCACCAUGGACUACGAACAACCUGUCAUUCGUCUACAAGUACACUGAUACGCCCGUACGCAUUUGUUCAUUUGGUGAUUACGCCGAGUCAACUGAAACACUGGAUAUUACUCAUGAGUAUGAGGCACAGAAUGCCACAUUUGUUCAUACUUCGCACAACACCUGUCAUAUACUGGGUAUAACAUAUGGUGGCAAGAUCUAUACUUCCUCUGAUGAUCUUCAAUCAUUCCUGGUCAAUGCCGAUGAUAUUUCACCAGGUGACUGGCCUAAUGUUCAAUUGGACGACAAAACCAUUAAUGACGAGCAUUGGGGCAAUGAUGGCAUGAUAGGUGUUGUCUUCUAUACGUACGGGAUCCUCAAUGGAGUUCAGAGCGCUGUUUUCGCAGGUAGCACAGAGUGCAUGUUGGUGGAUCAACGCGAACCUGCCGAGUAG